Messenger RNA from Solea solea (common sole), 907 nucleotides. Its product is annotated as heme-binding protein 1-like. The coding region runs from base 65 to 691 and encodes 208 amino acids. The transcript has 7 exons. Gene Ontology annotation, cellular component: cytoplasm. NCBI's taxonomy places the organism in Eukaryota, Metazoa, Chordata, Actinopteri, Pleuronectiformes, Soleidae. The record is from RefSeq and is a predicted model, not a curated record.
GCCGCCUUGGACGAGACUGCAAUGUUCCAGUUUUUGAAACACACGGACACAGCAUUCAUUCACAAUGAUUUAUUUUUCAGGGCUUGUUGUCUGUCUGCUGGUGCUGACAGCUGAGGCUAAAUCUGGAUCUGGCUCUAAGGCUUUCUGUGCUGAUGCACAGCAGUGCUUAGUGUAUAAUGUGACCUGUAACACAGAUGAUUAUGAGGUGCGUAGCUAUGAAUCUGUCAAAGUAGCUGCAACAAUAGUGAAAGCCUCAACCCUGGAAAAGGCACAGAUGAUUGGAUACUCACGAUUACUUGCCUAUUUUAACGGUUCCAAUGACAUGGGAGUAUGCAUGGACCCAGUAGCUCCUGCUCUUGUGAGAGUACCUCACAAGAAAGACUCUGACUACUUCAUACAGUUAGCACUCCCAUCUGAAUAUCAGGGAGAGCCCCCCAUUCCAAAUGAUGAUUUGGUGUUUUUCAUACAGUCAAUACCCGCAACAUAUUAUAUAAGGGGAUAUCAUGGAAAGAAAACAGGCGAAAAUGACCAAAAGGAAAGUAAGAGUCUGUCUCAUGACCUUGACUCUGCUGGUGCAAGCUACAUUAAGGAAUACCAUGUUUCUGCUAUAUACAACAAGCCAGGGCCAGAAGGAAACAUGUACAAUGAGGUGGCGUUUCUUGUUAUGGGUGAGCCUGUGUGUGAGGAUUGAACAUGGGAGUCCUGCAAGUACAACAUAAAUGAUCAGCUGUGGUAGCUGGGAUUUUUGUUUCACUACUGCUUCAAGUCAUUAUGUGUCUUAUACAUAACCUUCCAGUGACAACCCAAAUAAAUAACUUCAUAUGGACCAAAUAUACCACAGUGAUGAUGAUUUUAAACCAGUUUGUUUGAUGGUUUCCUGUCCAAUAAAGUUACCUUUCAAUGGUCA